AUGUGCAAGGAAAAAAAGAAAGAAAAAAAAGCCCAAAGACAUGUUUCGCGAAACAACCAACAACUGUUCGUUGGGGUCAGAAAGCCACAAACUGAACAAUAUUUAAAGGGACUUAAUGAAGCUUCUGCAAUAGAUAUUAGAACUACUUGUUUUUUAAUUAAACGUCAGUGUAAUGUUGAGCUGCAAUCUUUGCCUUAG
Molecule: messenger RNA, 198 nt
Organism: Clunio marinus
Lineage: Eukaryota; Metazoa; Arthropoda; Insecta; Diptera; Chironomidae
Source: the annotation of a GenBank genome assembly